Messenger RNA from Dalotia coriaria, 564 nucleotides. RefSeq names its product cuticle protein 8-like. The record is from RefSeq and is a predicted model, not a curated record. NCBI's taxonomy places the organism in Eukaryota, Metazoa, Arthropoda, Insecta, Coleoptera, Staphylinidae. The transcript is spliced from 2 exons. Gene Ontology annotation, cellular component: extracellular matrix. Bases 1 to 564 code for a protein of 187 amino acids.
AUGUUUGCUAAGGUUGUAGCACUUGCUGCCCUUGUGGCUUUAGUCCAAGCUGUGGAGUAUGGCCACCAUGCCACUUCUUACGCUUCAGUGAACCGUUAUGAUGACCAUAACAACCAUCACGUUGCUCAUUAUGCCGCCCCUGUUGCUCACUACGCUGCUGCUCCAGUUGCCCACGUUGCCCAUGUUGCCCAUGUUGCUCAUGUCGCCCCUGUUGUCCAUCAUGCUCCUAUUGUUCAUCAUGCUGUCCAUGCUGUGCAUGCCCCAGCUCACUACGAAGAGGAACACUAUGGUCACCCACAAUACCAAUUCAAAUAUGGCGUCCAUGAUACUCAUACCCAUGACAUCAAGGAACAGGAAGAAUCUCGUGAUGGUGAUGUUGUCAAGGGUCACUACUCUCUGUUGCAACCUGAUGGUCGUACCCGCACUGUUCACUACAGUUCUGACAAGCAUUCCGGAUUCCAGGCUCAUGUUGAGUAUUCUGGACAUGCUGGACAUCCAGAGGUUCAUCAUAAGGCUAUUGUUGCUGCUCCAGUUUACAAGGUCCCAGCGUACCCUCAUUUUUAA